This is a messenger RNA of Ipomoea nil (Japanese morning glory), 1748 nucleotides long. RefSeq names its product TMV resistance protein N-like. Gene Ontology annotation, molecular function: ADP binding; ATP hydrolysis activity. Lineage: Eukaryota; Viridiplantae; Streptophyta; Magnoliopsida; Solanales; Convolvulaceae. The record is from RefSeq and is a predicted model, not a curated record. The coding region runs from base 78 to 1733 and encodes 551 amino acids. The transcript has 2 exons. Gene Ontology annotation, biological process: defense response; signal transduction.
GGGGCCACUCUAGUCUCUAUCACCCACGCAAAUGUAGAAGGCAAUACCAAAAAGGAGCUUCACUCUCCUAAAACUCCAUGGCUUCUGCUUCCAUAUGCGACCGACUGCCCGUUGACUCUACAAUUUCUCGCUGGACAUACGAUGUUUUCUUGAAUUUUAGAGGUGAGGACACGCGGAGAGGCUUUACAGAUCAUCUUUAUGCUGCAUUGGACAGGUUUAGCGUCUACACAUUCAAGGACGAUGAAGAGCUUCGUAAAGGGGACUACUUCCCCAUUCAGCUCUUGGAGGCGAUUGAGGGGUCUAAGAUUUCAAUCGUCAUAAUCUCCAAAACUUAUGCCUCCUCCAGUUGGUGUCUGGAGGAGCUGGUGAAGAUCUUGGAAUGUAAGGAGAUGUUAAACCAGGUGGUUCUUCCCAUAUUCUACCAUGUUGAUCCUUCCCAGGUACGCAAACAAACUGGCGGUUUUGGUGAUGCGUUCACUCAACAUGGAGAACGAUUUGGGGCAGAUAGAAUUUGUGCGUGGAAAGCUGCACUCACUAAGAUUGCAGGGUUUAUAGGAUGGCAUUUGAAAGAAGUCGGAGACAGGUCUGAAUCAGAGUAUAUCAAUGAAAUUGUGGAGGUGGUCCAGCAGGAAGUGAACCAUACAUACUUGAAUGUUGCUAAACACCCUGUUGGAAUUGAUGAUCGUGUGAGUAAAAUUCAUGCUUUAUUACAGAGUGGAGCAAAGGAUGAAGUUCGUAUCAUUGGGAUUUAUGGCAUGGGUGGUGUAGGGAAAACAACCCUUGCAAAAGCCAUAUUUAACAAAAUUUAUAGAAUGUUCCAAGGUAGUAGCUUUCUUGCUGAUGUUAGAUCAAAAGGUUUAGACCGCUUACAAGAGAAGCUUCUUUGUGAAACUCUCAAGACAAAGAAAUUUGAAGUUGACAAUGUUCACCGAGGAACUAGUUUGGUCAAAAAAAGACUUGGAUUAAAAAAGGUUCUCAUUGUUGUUGAUGAUGUAAACCAUAUAAGUCAAUUAGAAGCAUUAGUUGGAGAGCGAAAUUGGUUUGGUCCAGGCAGCGUAAUUAUAAUUACGACCAGAGAUGUUCACUUGCUAAAUUGCCUUGGAAUGGAUGAAAAGUACGAAGUUGAAAGGUUAAGUUCCUGCGAAUCUUUGCAAGUCUUUAGUUUGCAUGCCUUUAGGAAUCCAGUCCCGUUGGAGGCUUAUGCAAAACUAUCAAAUAUGAUAGUAAGUUAUGCUGGGGGACUUCCUUUGGCACUUACAGUUUUAGGUUCACAUUUUUGCGGGAGAAAGUCAAUUCAAGAAUGGCAAGAUGACUUUGAGAAAUUAAGAAGGAUUCCUCAUGAAGAUAUUUUGAAGAUUCUCAAAAUUAGUUAUGAUGCACUUGACGAUGAUAGUCAAAGGAUCUUUCUUGAUAUUGCUUGCUUUUUUACGGAUGGAUAUUUCGAUUCAGAAGAGAUUGUUAGGAUAUUGAAUGGUUGUGGUUUCUUUGCUCAAAGUGGAGUUAGAACUUUAAUUGAUAGAUGCUUGUUAAAAGAAGAUCUUUGUAUGCAUGAUUUAAUUCGAGAUAUGGGAAGAGAAAUUGUUCGCCAGGAAUCUGUUAUGCAACCUGAGAAAAGAAGUAGAUUAUUUUUACAUGAUGAAGUUUUGGAUGUGCUUGUGAACAACAAGGUAAAACGCUCAUUUGUACUUGAUUUGCUUUAUAUGCCAUUACUGCGACGAAGAAGCGCGCCAUGACAACCAAAACUGCCC